Messenger RNA from Clonostachys solani, 1005 nucleotides. The record is from the annotation of a GenBank genome assembly. NCBI's taxonomy places the organism in Eukaryota, Fungi, Ascomycota, Sordariomycetes, Hypocreales, Bionectriaceae.
AUGAGUUUAGAAGACGACGGCCUCCUUGGUGACGUUAUCACCCUAUCCUCAAGUGAAGAUGAGGCCCCCCAGGGCCAAAAGAGGUCGCGCCGCGCCUCGAAUGGUUCGCACGUGGUAGAAGGCACUUUUCACCCGCACAAACGUGCAAAAACUAGAUCGUCCACCCGGACUGGAUCAACGGGCUCUGGCGCGUCCGAGGAAGGAGAGAUUGACGAAACGAGGGACCAACUGGACCAACCUUCAGCACCAGAGGAAAUCAUGGACAGUGAGCAAAAGUCUGGAAAACCAAAGCCAUCCGGAGCGUUCAUUCCUCCAAAUGGGCCAGUAUACAACGACAAGGACGCCACCUUCGUGCUUCCUGUCUUUUCUAGUAAGAGGGAGGGUUCGUGGGACGUUCGUUUCAAAGACUGGGUGACCGUCUUUUGCGUUAGCAAUGCCACACACGGACCUUUGCUGACGCCGACCCUCGUCCAGUCAGCCUACAUGCACUAUCUUGAUAUGAAUUCAGGUUUGAAGACGAAGAAGAAGCGAAACGCCAAGCAGGCCGCGAAACACGUUGAAGAAUCCGGAACUCUUGAGAGCCAAGUAAGGUCGACGAACCUCUCUCAACAGUCUAGACCGCCUCCGAAGGCCAGUCAUCCCAGGAAUCAGCAGCCCGCUGCGGCAAAGGAGACGAUAGACCUUGUCUCGGAGAGCGAGGAGGAAUAUGAGCCACCGGUUGGAACCCCUUUUACUGCGCCAAGUACCCUGGAGCCCAACGGAAAUCCCGUUGCUUCCCAACAAGACUUUGUUGGUGAAAGGAUCUCGGACGACACAAGCCACCCUGUAGUUGCAGAGGAAGAAAUGGCCAUGAUUCGAAAAUACUUUCCCAGCGCAAGCGAAUCCGCCAUCAUGUGUCUUCGGUGUGGGGGCGCGGGACACCUCUCAGCCAAUUGUUCCAAGGCGGCUUGUGCGGGAAAUGUCGUCAACUUGGUCAUGGUGCCGCUGAUUGUCAAGAGAAGCUAG